AUGAAGAACCAGAUCCCAUGGUCGACGGUUGGGAUGGUGGCCGCGUGGUACAGCUCCAACAUCGGUGUCCUGCUUCUCAACAAGUACUUGCUCAGCAACUACGGGUUCAAGUACCCGGUUUUUCUCACCCUCUGCCACAUGACCGCCUGCUCGCUGCUCAGCUACGUUGCCAUUGUUUGCAUGAAGGUGGUGCCCAUGCAGACCAUCAAGUCCGGCGCACAGUUCCUCAAAAUCGCCGGCCUCAGCGUCGUGUUCUGCUUCUCCAUCGUCUGCGGGAACGUGUCGUUGAGGUACCUUCCAGUGUCGUUUAACCAGGCCAUCGGGGCCACCACGCCCUUCUUCACCGCCGUCUUGGCCUACGUCAUGACAAGCAAGAAGGAGGCUUGGGUUACUUACUUGACUCUCCUGCCUGUUGUUGCAGGGGUCAUCAUUGCAAGUGGGGGUGAACCAAGUUUCCAUCUGUUUGGGUUUAUCAUGUGUGUUUCUGCUACAGCUGCAAGGGCAUUAAAGUCAGUGCUUCAGGAUAUCUUGCUGUCCUCAGAUGGAGAAAAGCUUAACUCUAUGAACCUGCUGCUGUACAUGGCACCAAUAGCUGUGGUUUUCUUACUUCCAGCAGCUCUGUUGAUGGAGAAAAAUGUGGUUGAUAUCACAGUAGCCCUUGCCAAAAAAGAUAUCAAAAUAGUCUGGUAUUUGCUCUUCAAUUCGUCGCUAGCAUAUUUUGUGAACUUGACCAAUUUCUUGGUCACCAAACACACCAGUGCUUUGACCCUCCAGGUUUUGGGGAAUGCAAAAGGAGCCGUCGCUGUGGUUGUCUCAAUUUUGAUAUUCAAAAACCCAAUCUCGGUUAUUGGGAUGGCAGGCUAUGGGCUUACAGUGGUUGGGGUUGUAAUGUACAGUGAAGCCAAGAAGAAGGGCAGAUGAAACUUGUUUUGUUUAUGGGUUCUUCAUGCAAAUGCAAUCAAAAUCUAUCUUCUCCAACUUUGUGUGCAGUGCAGAGCCAGCAUCAAGGCUUGCAGAACCACCAUGGCUUGGUCUCUUGCUUAAGGCUGAUGCCCAUAUUGUGCCUGCAUAAUUUCUAACCCUAUGGAAGCUUGGGAGAUCAGGAGUUUCCAUGAUUAUAGUUCUAUCACCAACCACAAACUUGUCAGAUUGCCACCAGGGGUGGAACCAGGAUUUUUGGAGUAGG
Corylus avellana is the source of this 1186-nucleotide messenger RNA. Its product is annotated as putative sugar phosphate/phosphate translocator At3g11320. The record is from RefSeq and is a predicted model, not a curated record. Lineage: Eukaryota; Viridiplantae; Streptophyta; Magnoliopsida; Fagales; Betulaceae.